GUCUCCUCUCCUCUCAGCCUGCCGUUGGUGGUCUGAUGUGAAGGGGUCACUUUACAGCAACAACAUGGGGAAUGAGAUCAGCACUCAGGAGCUGCCGGAGGUCGCCCCAGACAAUGUGGUGCUAUUUCCCCCAGAAGAAACACCGUUUGAUUCGUUGUCAGAGGCUGCAGUCCACGCUGACAAGGUGAGCCCAGAAAACGAGAAGUCUAACGGUGGUGAGAACGGAUCCGUCCAUACGGACACAACUGCAGCGGAGCCACAAGUGUCUGAUGAAGAAGACAAGCAGCGUAAACAGGAAGAGGAAGAUAAAGAUGAGCUUGAGUUUCCUCAUGAUCUGCUGCCCAGCAUAGACCUCAGCACCGAGCUCAAUCUCACCUGGGGAACCUCACUUGGCAGUGAGCAGGUGAGCUCAGAUGAUAUGAAGAAUGGAACAGUGGCACAGAACGGCACUGCCAACCCUCUGCUGGCAGGCUUACAGCACUACAUGGAGGCCAGUCCGCCUGUAGUGGGCCUCAUGAAGAGCUGUGAUGCCGACCAAGUCUGUACUGCGAGCCCAUCAGAGCCUGAAGCCCAGUUAUCAAGCACAGCUCUGGAAAAUGUUCCAUCCUUUAAACCUUUGGAUGCAGUGGACUAUGAACUUGAAGAAGCUUUUAAGGAAUGUGAGAACCAGAUGGCUGUUCUUGGCAUGUCCUCCUUUGAAGACACCUGGACUCCAGGUGAUGUGGACAGAUGUUGCUCAGUAGCCCUGCCUGACUUUGAGGAGGAAAAUAAACAAAUUGAGAAGAUUGAAGUCAAAACGGAUGCUGGCUUGUCUUCACACAAACUUGAAGAAUCUCAUGAAGGUUGCCAUGGAAGUGAUGGAGCACACAAAAAUGACUCAUUGGCAAGCGACGAGGAGGUGUUUAGCUUUAGAGAUUAUGUACUGGGAAAGAAGGAAACUAAUACAGGCGCUGUCAGAACUGAUGAUAUAGUGGGCUGUGUCACAGAAAACUACAGUGAGGAAUCUAGUCAAGUGUUAGACUCAGAACAGCAAAUAAAACCAGAGACAAUAAUAGACAAAGGUGAGAACAUACCAAAUCAAGAAUUGAUAGAUAGCAGGUGGACAGGUACACAAACUAUUUCAGAAAAGCAAACACUUAUUCAGUAUCGAUCGAUACAAGAUGUAUGCUCGGUGAAAUACACCCAGGAGGCCGAGAGCACAGAGGGAUUCAAAGAUUCAGACAGGAUUUACUUUAAUGAUCCAAGAGCCACUCAAGAGGCAAAUCCUGUGAACGAAGAACUAAUGAGCUCAGAUGCACAGAUUCACAACUCAGAUGUAAACGUAAAAAUAGAUCCACACAGUCAUUUCAUAAGUGACUCAGCCACGCUUACUGAUAAACACACUUGUGAAACAUUGUUUUGCUUAGAACCAAAAAUAAUCACUCAACCAAACAUACAGAAACACAUUGAGUCAGGGACACAGAGGCAGAGCAAACAAAAAGAAACAAAUACAGAAGUAGAAUCAAUUUCAAACCAUCAAAGAAAGGAAUUAGUUCUCCCCAAACAGCUGAGCGCUGAGGGUAAACAACCCAUUUGCUUCCCAUCACCAGAACCUGACACUCACCUAGCUCAUCUUUCCCAAUCUGGGGCUCCACCUGUCCUGAUACGCCACUCCCCAGAGGUGCUUGAGCAACACGAUGACCGGGACGGCACAGAUGGUCCCUGCGAAUCAAUAUCAGAUGGAGAAAAAAUACACCACAACCACGGUUCGAUUGGGGAAGUCAAACAUGAGAAAAAUGUGUCCGUUGCAUCUGCAGUUGUGAUUGAUUUUGGCCGAACUAACUCUGCCUGUGAACAUGAGCCCACAGGGAGUCGUGAUUUACUAGAAUGGGGGAAUGGACCUCCUUCAGGCAGCAGGGUAGACGUGCUCACGCCAGUGCGGGGGAAUUCACACUCACUGAGCCGAGCUGGUGCAGGAGAGGAGGAGGAAGAAAUUGCCCUUGAACAGAUUUCAGCAGAAUUUGCUGGUGAUACGUGGUUACGAGGAACACCCACGAGGCUAGAAAAGAUAGAAUGCGAGGGAGAGAAGAGAGGUGAUGCGUACCGAAGUGCUGCAGAGAGAGAAUCAGCAGUGAUAAUUUCGGACCUGCUGCAAGCAGAUGAGAUCUUAAAAUCAGAAAGAACACAGAGUGAAAUUACAGUCGAGCAGGAGCAAAAAUGCAUAAUUUUUCCACAGAUUAGUAGCUCACCUGUUCAGCGAGUGGAAGAGAAAGUAGAGAGCUGUGACAGCAGAAUGCCACAUAACUCAUCAGAGAGUGAGGAGAAGGGAGGGGGGCUGCCGAUCGUACUCUCACCAGUCGGAGAUGAUAAUAGUGUCUCAGUUGGCGCAGAGGACAAAACCCCGGUCAUCAUUUCCUCUGCAGGCGUCCUGGGAACGUGUGAGAGGAAGGCGGAGAGCUCCCGGUCGACAGAGAGAAAGGGAGAGGAAGAAGGGACAGAAGAGGAGGGGAAAGGCGGAGCACAGACCGUAGCACAUGCCGAGACGUGUACAUCCCACAGCAUCACAGCAUUGGCGACACAAAGUGAGAGUCAUAUCAUCCCUGGUGUCACAGAUGAUGCAUCAUCUGCUCUGACCAUCAAAAGAACAAACGACUGCGACUCCAUCAACCCACCCCAUCCUCCCUCCCACUUAAACACCACGGAAAGAGAAGCGCAGAGAGAGGGAGAGGCUUGUUUGAAUCGGAGCCCAAGUGCGUCAGGAGACGACUUGACAAGAAGCGAUAGAUCACCUCCACCAGCACUCUCUUCUGAAAGUGAAGCUCUCAUAGCGCAAGCCAGCGAUCAACAGGUACAGAGCGCUUCACAAACUGGAGACACGAACGGUGACACACCCAUCAAGACAGAAACACAGCAACAAACACAGGCAGUAAGUCCAACAUCAUUUAAGCCACAGCCAGACAUGAAGAAUAUCAAUGAAAUGGCUGUCAACCUGGAAGGACUUGCAUCAAAAAGCAACCGCUCUUUUGGGGAUCAAAAGGAUAAAAUGUUAAAAUGCCAAAUGACUGAAUGUGCAUCUUUGCCCCCUCUGAUGGUGUUUGAGAAACUACGUCACCCAGUUAAAGAGACCAGCUUCAACUUUGAAGGUUUCCUCAACACCAACAAACCACCACCGACCCCAGGCCAACCGCAAAACAAAGAGGGAGAUGAACCAGGAGCAAAGAACAAACCGGUUGUCUCUGAGGAAAAAGAGAACAAGGAACAUUUUGAAAAGCAGGAAGAAAAGAAACAAGUUGAAAUUAUUUGUAAUGAGCUGAAAGACUGCAGAGAAGAGGGAAAAAUCCAUCAGGAGCAGAAUGAGAGUACUGAAGAUAUUUGUGUUAAAAUGGGUAGUUCUGACAAAAAUGGAGAAGUGACAGAAACCAUCAAAAACCAUCCUGUGAUCCCUCUGUCACAUCCAGCUGCAGGUGAGAGUAUCAGCAUUUCUAAUACAAAGCCUGUGCAUUGUGAAAUUCUGAAAGAAGUUGAAAAAAGUAAUGAGAAGAAGCAGGAAAAUGCAGAAUAUUCCAAUGUUACUCAGAUCAGUCCAAAAGUUGUGAAUGAGUCAGCAUCCACUGACAAGAAUAGUGAUAUACUACAAGAUGUUUCAUUACAAGAGAAUAGAAGUUGUGAGGACAGCACCUCUGUGGAUUACGUGGGAUCCAAUAUCACUGUAUUUGAUGCGGAUGAACAGAAACAUACAGAAGUCCUGCUCACAACUACAGAAAUGAAUGAUGAGAAAUGUAUUUUGACUGAAACAGGUGAUAUAGAAAAAACAAGCCAGGAGCAUAAGUUGAACCCGGAACAGCAUGCAUGUGAAGAUGAGCCACAGGUAAAAACAACCUCCAUGUCUUCAGAAGCAGCCUUUGCCUUAGACACCGAUAGCACGGACCUCUGGAUAAUCAAUACUAUGUGUUUAUCUCAACCAAACCAGAAAUCAAACACCGAACAGCCUGCUACAACCUCAGAGAUGCAAAUUCUGCCUACAGCAGAUGAAUACACAGACAAACUGCCCUGUCAGACUGAAUCACAGCUGAAUGAUGAAAUAAUGACAAGCGCUGCAUUGGAUGCUGACGACAAAACCGUCCCUUCUCCUGCGGUGGAGACUUCAGUUCCAGCACAAAGAGAUCCUUCCUCAAACAGCACACAAAGCACUACCAGUGAUGCCAGGGAUGUGUCUGUCAUUGUACUAAGGACUCCAGGCCCACUGCUGAGUCAUUGCAAAGCCAUUAUUGACGGUGAUAUUGCUUUAGCAGGAGCUGGGAAGCACUGCAGUGUGGACAGUGUAUGUGAUUCCCACACAGACGUUGUAAAGGACAUUAAAGGCGACGUAAAUGAUCAACAGUGUAAUACGAAUGAAGAGAUGGUGACACAAAAUGCAGAUGAUCCAUCCCAUACUGUUGGUGUCUCCAUGCAGGAAAUUGCAGCUUCAUGUGGAUCACGUGUGUUUACGGCUGAUAGACCAGAAGAGGGAUGUGGUUCAUUGCUAGGGUCAAAGAGUCCAGAAAUAGAUGAAAAUGCAAAGGACAUUAGAGAAUUAGAUGUUUUUGUAGAAGGGAAGAAAGAUUUAAACUCUGAACAUGAAGAAGAUUUAAGUGGUGUUUCUAUGAAUAGUAUAACAGUGGUCGGCACAAUAGUUCAAGACAAGCAAAAUAGUCAAUCUCAUCUCUGUGAUGAUACAUUUUUUGAAUACAAACCACCUGUUACACUACUGUCAGAUCCUCCCUCUGGUCAUGUAAGCUCAACAUCAUUAGGCAGCGAAUUACAGUCCAUUACCAAUAUGCAAAACUCUUCAAUAGAGCCAAGCUCCUUUGAAACAACCUGUGCUCAUGAAUCACUUCAUUCUCAGUGCACUUCAACAACACAGAAAACUCCCAGUGAGGACAUCAAAUGUGAUUUGCGUGUUGCACAGAGCGGGCCCCAUACGCCUGAGGAACCUGCUCUUCAUGUGUCUUCAGACGAUAAAGAAAUCAUUGAAGGUACAACUGAAGGAUUCAUGCCGGUGAUUGGAGGAGAGGAGAACAAGAAAUGUAUCCAGGAACCUCAGGGACGAAAACAAAUUUCCUGUGCAUUAAGUGAGUUUAAUGACUUUAAGGAAGUAGGAAACCAGCAAAACAAUAGGAAGGAGUCAGCAAUGAAAGAACAAGCGGAAAAGACGUGCAGAAAGCAGGAGGACAACAAAGAUGAUGCACACACAUUUCAAGAACAGGAUGAAACUACUGUGAAACCUGGAGAACAUGUUGAUGAAACAGAAGAACAGAAACAAGAGUUAAUAGAAGUGGAUGUCGAAAAUGACUUUAGCAAAGAAAAACAAUUGCAUCAAACCAUUAAAACUGAAAAAAUGCAGGAGGACAACAAAGAUGAUGCACAUACAUUUCAAGAACAGGAUGAAAUUACUGUGAAACCUGGAGAAAACAUUGAUGAAACAGAAGCACAGAAACAGGAGAAAGUAAAAAAUGACUUAAGCGAAGAAAAACAACUAUAUCAAACCAUUCAAAGUAAAAAAAUGCAAUCUACUCCUGUGUCUGAUUCUGUGGUAACCUCAGAAGGGUGUAUGGAGGAGGACCUGUGUUUUAAAGAAGAACCACGUGUAAAAACUCAUCCAGCUUUGAGCCAGUCAGAUUUGUUAUUUUCACAGUCCCAAGAGAACCAUCAGCAACCAAUGUUUAUGGCCGCCUCAGAAGUAGAAUUAGUUAUGAAGGGGACUACGGAUAAAAGAAACAGUUUAGCAAAUGCUGAGGCCAAUAAUUAUGCAGAUGCUGAGGCUAGUGAAGAGCAAGACAAAUUGAUUGUGUGCUGUACACCAGAGGCUCAAAGUUCUGUAAACAACAAACCAGAGAGUUUCACACUGCUGGAAGGUAAUAAAAGAGGUGAUAUAGUCGACAUUACAUGUCCACAGAAUGAAGAGCAGAGUGUUCAAACGGCAGAUCUUAGUGGUGAGAACAUCCCAUUUCCUGAUUGCGGUGAAAGCAGCUUGAGAGAAAACACAAACCUAACAGAGCAGGUAGUAAAAGAAGAGAAUGAAUUGGUGUCAUUGGCUUCUGAAAAUACAGAAAAUGAGGACAAGGAAGCUAAAGAGGAAAAAUAUCCUCCUGUCUUAGCAUCACAGGAAAGUGAGAGUAAACUUGAGGAAUGUAUCAACUCACAGAAUGUAUGGAACGAAAUUCCUGAUGCCAAGAAAGACUCUGAACAGCCUGUAAGUCAUACAGACGGAUUCACUGAGUGUCCCAGAAUCUCACACCAUGAAGCGGUACAAAAAACAGAAGAGCAGUGUUUUAGCUCGGUUACCCAUGGAGACACUGAGAUCAGACCUGAUUCACAAAAUGAUGUUGUACAGAUUCAAGAAACUUCUACGUUUCAGCCAAAGGAGGACUCAGAUAUUCAGCCCUCCGAUGGGCAGCUCUCCACAAUCGUAACCCCUGAUUCUGCCUCUGUGCUUCCGGAAAAUAUUAAAGAUGAAAAAGUGACAAGUAUGGAUCAGGACUCCAAAUUUUCAGGAAGUCUAGGUUUGAGCCACCCAGUGCAGCUCAUUGGAUCUCCAAAAUGCAGUUCUGAAUCUGAGACAUCAGUGCCGACAAUAGAUCAGCCUAAUAAGUAUUUGUCAGAGCAAAUCUCACACUGUACCCAAAACACAGAGAAGCAGGAUACACAGUGUACUAAACAGCAGCUCACACAUUUAGUAAAUGUAGAUCCUGGAAACAAAAUUGGUACUGUUAAAUCAGAAUACACUGUUUUAAAGAAGACACAGCAGGCAGAGGUAAAUGAGCUCAAGGAGAAUGAGGAGGAGAAUAAGACCAUUGGAAAAAAGGAUCACAUGGAAAUGUCUGAGAGUGCUAAACUUAAGUCUUCAGUGUCUGUUGUUGAGGAGAGCAGAUCCAAAGAUGAAGACAAUCCGAGCAAGUUGUCAGUACUUUUGGAUGAGCAAUCUGUAGUUCUCAGGGAUGGAGAAACCAUCAGUAAUGUAGACCUGCCAAAAAAAAUUGCUGAUGAGACAUGGACAGAAAUCAAACAGGCUGCUGUCAAUAUGACAUCAUCAUGUCCCAAUACAUCUGUCUCUUCACCCAAUGACUCCCAGGAUUACCUUCAGCUCCCUUCUGAAGUUUCUCAAGAGUCUAGUCAGCAGGUCACUACAUCUUUUGUGCAAUCUUUACCUGAAACAGCCACAGAUAUGGUCAACAUUAAAAGUGAUCAAAAUCCUAACAUAGCAGAUAGAUCUAUUGAAGAUAUAAGAUCUGUUUCCAUCAAAAACACAGUUCAGAACCUUGACAUUGAGGCUAAAGAGGAAAGCAGCAAUGUGUCUGAAGGUGAAGAUGGUUCGCUGGGUUCAGCACAGGUAUCACAAGUUAAGAACAGUUUAUACAUCCAGUGCCCAGGUGUAAUCUCUGUUCCUGCGAGCUCAGGUACAGUCAACUCCCCUGAGAGUUCUGAUUGGCUCAGAGAUCUAAAAGAGGCAGCGGCCAUGUCUCAUAUCAUUCCAGAGCACAGAGAUGAAACAACUUGUGGAUCUGCAGAAAACAGGCCACUUGGGACCCUCAGUUCGUAUCAAGCCGAACCAGAAUUCAAAACUCCCACUGAGGAAGGUUUCCCCCCUUUGCCUGAGAGUUUUUCGCCUGAGAUCGAGGAUAAUUUUCCACCUGUACCUGAGAGUUUUUAUCCUGAGAUCGAGGACAGUUUUCCCCCUGUGCCAGAGAUUUUUCCCCCUGAAAUUGAGGACAGUUUUCCCCCUGUGCCAGAGAUUUUUCCCCCUGAGAUUGAGGACAGUUUUCCCCCUGUGCCAGAGAUUUUUCCACCUGAGAUCAAGGACAAUUUUCCCCCUGUGCCAGAGAGUUUUUCCUUUGAGAUUGAGGAGAAUUUCCCUCCUGUGACUGAGCAGCCAGAAGAACCAUCAGACUGCAGGCCCCCCAUUACAGAAGCUGCUGAGAGAAGUGAGCCUGUCCUCUGCUCCCCAUCACCCCCACCACAGCACGCCGUCGCUCCUGCCCUCCCUGCCCACCUCCUCCACGACACAGAGUUCCCAACCCCGCCUCCUACCCCUCCUGAGAGAGCUCCCCCUGAGCCUCCGACCCUUCUUUCAACUUCAGCUUCCCCUGAUCUUCCCGAGACUCCCCCUGUCGCUCCUAUACCACAUCAGAUCCAACAGCUCCAGCACUGUGAACCUUCAGCCAGGAGUUCAGACUCGGACGGUGCAUUUGAAACCCCCGAGUCCACCACCCCUGUGAAGUCUGCUGCCCCACCAGUGCCACCAACAGAGCCACCCGGCACCACCUUAGACCCAUUGUCCUCAGAACAAGUUUCCACUGUUGACAUCUGUGCCAGUGACGAUCAAAACCCAGACUCCCCGCUUCCACCGCCGAGUCGCUCUCCGUCUACUGUUUUUGAUGAGGACAAACCAAUCGCUGCAAGCGGUGCCUACAACCUCGACUACUCACUCACCAAUGACCCCCUCCAAGAAUCAAAUUUUGGGCCUGGGCAGAGUCGUACGCCCCUCACGCGCUCUUUAAGCCUUCAGUCUGGUGACUUAGAGAGUCCAGGAGACAAAUCCUCGGAAGGUGCUGACAAACCCUCUCACCCACGAACAGAAUCCUUCAGCAUAGGAACAGAGAGUGCUCCAGGAACUCUCCGUAGGGUGAAGAAGCCCCGUCCAGGGUCUCUAAAGAAAAAACCUCUUUCCAGGCAGAACUCAAACCCGAAACGUUCCUCACCCAAACCUGUUUCACCCAGCAGCACGCCAGAAGAAAAGAAAAGGGAGAAACCAUGUGCUGAAAGCCCCUUGCAAACCCAAGAAAGAGCAAGUGCCUCACCCAGCCCUAGUCCAAGUCCAAGUCCUGCUGGCACCUUGAGAAGGAACAGAAUAAAGUCUCGAGUGGAGAGUCCUCCACCAUUGGCUGAAGAGAUCACACCUGCCCCCACCUCAAUAGCCUUUCAAGAGGUUGUUGAUCCGGUGUCUGAAGCCGUACCUGUCCCGGACGAGGACUCUCCAAUCCCUCCCUGUGCCUCCUACAAAUGGGAUCCGGAUAAUUUUGACAAUAUUGACCCAUUUUGUACGGGAGGAAGUAAAAUCGCCAACUCGCCAGUUUUGAACAGGAAAGCUGAUUUCACAUCAGUUUCAGACCCCCAUACAAGCACUUCGGUUGCUCUAGAGGAGCCCUGCCCCCCUGCUGCAGAGGAACCCGUCAACGCUGAGAAGCAGCCAAUCAUCAAGCGUCAACCGGUCAGACUUGAGUUUGACUAUUCUGAGGACAGUGGAGAGGCGUCACACAACGGUCCCCCUCCUAAAAAACUGGGCAAGAAGCCAGGGGCCAAGAUGCCCAUUAGAAAGCCAAAACUGGGGAUUAAAAAGGCUCCCCCAGCUCAGAAAGAACAGCUAGACAAUGCUUCCAUCCCACCACUUUCAAAUGACAACGAUGAGAUUCCCAUUCCCAAAGCAUCGUACAACUUUGACCCUAGCAAGUGGGAUGACCCUAAUUUUAAUCCUUUUUCAUCAGCCAGUGGUGUCCCCAACUCUCCACACCUGUCACAAGGAAACUAUAGCUUUGACCCAGACUCCUUUGAUGUAUCUGCGGAUCCUUUCAAACCACCCAAUAAGAUCGUCAACUCACCCCCAAAAGCUGCCUCUUUUGACGUGUCCGCCAAUGAUAAUGAGAACGACAACAUUGUUGAGUUGGAGGAUCACAACCUGAACAAACCUGCCAAAAUGAAGAAGAAGCCUCUUAAAUCGGCACCCAACAAUUUCUCUUCUCUGUGUUGUUUCUUCAACACCUUCCGAGUGAAGAAAUCUCCAAAGAGGUCUCCGAUUUCAGAGCAGACUGCACAAUGUUGUCCUGUGUGUUCUCCACUCUCACCCUCCACCUCACACCCACAUCUUCACCUGCAGGAACACACGCCCGACGCUAACCCUGACCCUUCACAGGAUCACGCUACUGAUGAGGAGAAACUGGCUUCCUCCACCAAUCAGAAAUGGGCAACUCGACACGAAGUGGAGGCGGAGCUGAACUCUGACCCCCAAGACUUCCCCCAGCCGUCUGACUUCACAGCUUUUGUUAACAAGAACAGUUUACCCAAAGAAAAUGAUGUUACUGACUAUGAGAUUGAAUACAUGGAGAAGAUCGGCACUUCUGCUCCUUCUCUCUCAGAAAAGAAACCAUCACUUUACCUAAAGCUGGACUCGGUGACAGACAGUCCAAAGAAAAGCUCCAGCAUGCAAGAUUCUGAGCCGAACUCACCCUGCACUGGGAGCUUUGAGGAGAUGGAGGCUCAGAUCUCACAGGGGAAGUCACCAGUGUUGCCUCCGCGCAGCGCUCGCGAGCCGAAGGCCUCAGAGAAGAACAGAAAGAGAGAGAGUCAGCCUCAGAGUCGAACACAGAGCAACGGUGGCGAUGGAGCGUCCCCCAUCCAGGGCCCCAUGGACCCUUCAGAUCUGCCCCUCUUAGACAGGCUGUCUGAUUCAUCUACCCCUCUCAACUACCUGGAGCCGGACCUGGCAGAGACCAACCCCACUGCCUUCGCCCAAAAACUGCAGGAGGAGCUGGUGCUCGCAUCUCUGAGGAUAGAGGCUCUACAGGUAGCCAAAAACAUCUCUCAGAGCCCCUCUUUGUCCACUGUGUCCCCUCAGUCUCGCCUCAAGAAGCCCAUCCCGCACCGCUGGAAUCUCAACGGUUGUCACAUGGCUAAAAAAACUGCAGGAAAGUCCCCACAGACAGAUAUCAAACUCUGUCACAGGACGUCCCGUAUACCAAAGAGGGAAAUGGCUUCGCCAGGAGACAGUGGAGUUUCCAAGAGUUCCCUCUAUUCUCGAGCGGGAUACAGUGAAGGUGAAAGCCCUCAUCUGCCUCAUGACAUGGACCACUCACUGGGCAUUGCCCGAGAAGAGAUUGUUGUCAAAGAGAAAGAAGCCCUGGAGUGGAAGAGGAAGUAUGAAGAGAGCAGACGAGAAGUGGAGGAGAUGAGGAGAAUAGUUAUGGAGUAUGAGAAGACCAUUGCAGAAAUGAUCGAAAAAUCUUGUGUGCCUCUGGACGCAAACACUGAGGGUGAACAGAGAGAGAAGAAUCUAUCACAUCACACUAUCCAGCAGCUGAUUCUAGAGAAGGACCAGGCUUUGGCUGACCUCAACUCCGUGGAGAAAUCUCUCGCCGACUUGUUCCGUCGCUACGAGAAGAUGAAAGACGUUUUGGAAGGCUUCCGCAAGAAUGAGGAAGUGCUAAAAAAAUGUGCCCAGGAGUACCUGUCUCGUGUCCGUAAGGAGGAGCAGCGCUACCACGCUUUGAAGAUCCACGCUGAGGAGAAACUGGAUAAGGCGAAUGCUGAUAUCGCUCAGGUGAGAACCAAAGCUAAACAGGAGCAGGCAGCAAAUCAGGCCAGUCUGAGGAAAGAACAGAUGAAAGUGGAUUCACUGGAGCGCACGCUAGAACAGAAGAACAAAGAGAUCGAAGAACUGACCAAAAUAUGUGAUGAGUUAAUUGCCAAGAUGGGGAAGAGCUAACCAUUAGACAAUGUUCUGUUCAUACAACAAUAGGACAAAAGAACAAUGAUCAAACGAGUGGUGUAAAGAUGGAGGAAGAUUAAAAUGUUCACUAUCACUCUGAUGGACAGAACAAUGAACUUACCACAAACGUUGUGGAUCUCACACUACUGAUCUUCACAAAACUGGACUCCCCAUGAGGACCCGGGUGAACACACUAGAGUCUGGCUGUAAUUACGUUCUCUUCAUUAUGAUGCGUUAAUGUACACCUAUGUUGAGGGUCUUGUGAAAGUACUUUCCACCAGUAGAGAAUUUUUUUGAGAGUGUGUAUAGCUGACAGAGAAAGAAUAUGUGUGAGUGUGAAGUUACGAGUGCCGUUGCCAUGACAACCACUGAUGGAGCCGACUGUUAAACUGAUUCCUGUGGUUCCCUCUUCUUAACCUACAAAACAGAAAUGACCGCGAGACCGAGAAUAUAGAAAUAUAUAAUAUAAAGAAUUGAAUCAUUCAGUUGUCACAAAGUGAUGUUCACAAUUAUGAAAAAAUGCAUGUCGUAUGCCUUGACAGUUUUGUAAAUAUGAAAAAGACUUGAAUAUAGUAAAAGAACACAACUGCGGGUUUUGAUACGGUUAGUUUGAUUUGCUGCUUUGCUUAUCUUUGUAGAUACUUGUUGUUCGUUUCGUUGUCUCCUAGCAAAAUUGAUGUGCGAUUUUAUUUUUGGAUUUUAUAUUGGUAUAUAAAUGAACCCAGUUGUGACUGUCGAUGGUUCUGACUUGAACAAAUUUUAUCCGGAUUUGUCUUAGUCCAGCUAUGGCUGAUGUUUCAUACGUUCUGCCAGUUAUGCAGGUGAUGCUUACAAUGUGCAAUAAAAGAUGGCAAUACAGA
Messenger RNA from Triplophysa rosa, 12357 nucleotides. It is a transcript of the gene tacc2, whose product is annotated as transforming, acidic coiled-coil containing protein 2. The coding region runs from base 65 to 11494 and encodes 3809 amino acids. The transcript is spliced from 28 exons. Gene Ontology annotation, biological process: cerebral cortex development; cell population proliferation; mitotic spindle organization. Lineage: Eukaryota; Metazoa; Chordata; Actinopteri; Cypriniformes; Nemacheilidae. Gene Ontology annotation, cellular component: cytoplasm. The record is from RefSeq and is a predicted model, not a curated record.